Nematocida ausubeli is the source of this 1494-nucleotide messenger RNA. RefSeq lists its product as uncharacterized. The coding region runs from base 1 to 1494 and encodes 497 amino acids. The transcript has a single exon. The record is from RefSeq and is a predicted model, not a curated record. Gene Ontology annotation, molecular function: protein binding. NCBI's taxonomy places the organism in Eukaryota, Fungi, Microsporidia.
AUGGAAAAGGAGUUUCGCGUUGAGAACUAUGGAGUGAAACAUCCAAAAACAAGAAGUAUACUGGAGAUAGAAAAAAACAUGACAUGCUGCCAGGCAGUGUUAUUGACAAACCAGACCACUGCUGUCUACUCAAACCGGGACAGUUUGUGCAAGAAGACGCUUGAAACUGAUGCUGAGCACACGCAUGAAAAGGUGUUCAGCCGUUCCUCGGGAAGCAACGCCCGCAUUGCAACGCGCGACUCAAUCAUUGCGCUGUUCAACAAAGAAGGCAAGAUCCGUUUGAUUGACUACGACGGAAACCGGCUUUCCUUUAUAGACACGGGAAGCAGUCCUCUCCGUGCUCUGGCUUUUUUGACCAGCGAUGUUCUGUGCGCUGGAGGGGAGGGGUGCAGAGUGAUAGUGUACUGCAUAUACGACGGAAGCCGGCUGACUGAGAUAGGAUACUCUGACUAUGUGGAAAGCAUCACUGCAAACGAGAAGUACAUGGCAGUGUCCUUGGCAAGCGGUGAGCUGCACAUAUACGAGUACACGAUCAGCGAGACAGGAGCCUCUGGAGCAGAAGGAAGAAAAAGGAUGAAAAUUGCAAUGCACGAAGUGUCCGACUUGUACGUGGAGAAGCCGUGCAUUCUUCAGUUUAUCAGCGAGACACAGCUGUUUAUUGGGAUGAGUAACGGAACGGGGUAUGUCUACUCCAUGGAAGAGAAGGCGAUCACAAUUGGGUCCACCAUGCACUCCAAGGGAAUAACCAAAGUGGAGGUGCACGGUGACUAUAUAAUUACCUCGUCUCUUGAUGGGCGUCUAAGAGUCUCCACACACACCCUGCGGGAAAUAUCCUCGCUGUACGCGGGCUCCUCCAUCCAGACAUUCAACGCACUCUUCAGCACAUCAGGAGAGACUGCGCAGAUAACCGGGGUGCAAUACAUAAUAGCCACAUCAACUGGGAAUAUUAUUGUGUACAGAGACAGAUGGACGCCAGAGCCUGCAGUGCCUUCGCCUGUCAUCAGAAAGAGCGGGCCCCAGAAUAUAAAGGAGUACACCCAGCGGGACACAACAGAAACACAGACUCUUUCUAUGAGUCUGCCCGACGAAAAAAAGAGGGGAAAGUACGGCCGUCUUAUGUGGACAUUUCAGUACAGAAAGGCCCUGCACUUUGCCAUAACACAAGGGAACCCGGACUUUAUCACAAGCAUAAUGGACUAUCUGCAUAGAAUUGACCGUCUAUUAAUAGCUGUGUCGUCUCUGAGAGAUGAACAAAUUGCAACAGUUGCAGAAGUGUCUAUUGACCUGCUCAAAAACAAAGAGUUUUUUGGCCUUGCUAACUCCGUGUUAGUGUUCUGCAGCAACAUACUCCAAAGCAGAGAGAAUGCCUCUGAGAGCCCUAUACAUGAGAUUGUUGACAGGGCUGUGCAAGAAAUAGAUGACGAGUGUCUGGUGCAAAGCAUGCUGGUAGAAACAACAGAAUACAUGAAAGGGCUGCUUACACCAAGAAAGUAG